Messenger RNA from Ilex paraguariensis (yerba mate), 815 nucleotides. The record is from the annotation of a GenBank genome assembly. Lineage: Eukaryota; Viridiplantae; Streptophyta; Magnoliopsida; Aquifoliales; Aquifoliaceae.
ACAUACAAUUCCGAAUUAUUUCUUUAAAGAUUGAAUGUUCUCAACUUUCAAUAAUUGCUAACACCCUGAGCAAUGGCUUCAUCCUCUUCUAGGCUUUCACCAGUAAACUCCUACGCAUAUGCUUUCCUUAUACUUAUAACUUCCACCAAAAAUGCUACCGGAUGCUACACAUCCCUCUUCGGCUUCGGUGAUUCACUCACUGACACCGGAAACCUAGUUAAAAUCGACCCACCCGACCAUCCUCCCCACGAGGCCUUUCCACCCUAUGGAGAAACCUUCUUCCAUGUUCCCACUGGCCGUAGCUCCGACGGUCGUCUCAUUAUUGAUUUUAUUGCUGAAUAUUAUGGACUUCCACUGGUACCACCAUACGUUGAAUGGAAGAAUGAAAAAAGAGCAAAUUUUCGUCAGGGUGUGAAUUUUGCAGUUAUAGGUGCUCCUGCACUGGAUAUAGCAUUCUAUGAAGAAAGAGGAAUCCACAAUCCUGUCACAAAUGAAUCUCUCAAAGUUCAGUUGGUUUGGUUCAAAGAAAUAUUGCCAUCUCUCUGCCAUUCAUCCUCAAGUAAGUCAAAGUUAAGGACCCACAAUAUUUGGAUUAUUUAAGUACAUCAUGACAGUUACUGUGUUAGUGCCAGUGUUACAUGCAAAAUAUUUUGUAGCAUUCUCUAAAUACAAGCAAUUUCGGACCCAUGAUAUUGGACUAUGGCGUGUUUGGUAGGGAUGAUAAAAAUAUAGUAGGAUGAAAAAAAUGAGUGAUAUUUUUUAUGAAUCCUUAUUUUACUCUUUUUUGUGUUUGAUAAGGAUGGAAAAUGAAAAGA